Molecule: messenger RNA, 3261 nt
Organism: Gallus gallus (chicken)
Lineage: Eukaryota; Metazoa; Chordata; Aves; Galliformes; Phasianidae
Gene: AQP2
Product: aquaporin 2
Exons: 5
Coding region: 66-896 (276 amino acids)
Biological process (GO): transmembrane transport
Cellular component (GO): plasma membrane; apical plasma membrane
Molecular function (GO): water channel activity
Source: RefSeq, a predicted model, not a curated record
GGGCCCAGCAGUGCUACAGCCAUUGCCUGAAGUCCCUGCAAGCAGGGCCAGUCUUUACAGCCUCCAUGAUGUGGGAGCUCCGCUCUGUAGCCUUCACCAGGGCUGUCCUGGCAGAAUUUCUGGCGACCUUGGUCUUCAUCCUCUUCGGCCUGGGCUCUGCUCUGAACUGGCCCUCAGCUUCCGCCCCGAGCAUCCUUCAAAUUGCGUUGGCUUUUGGCUUGGCCAUCGGCACGCUGGUCCAAGCCUUGGGGCACAUCAGCGGAGCUCACAUCAACCCGGCGGUGACGGUGGCUUGCCUCAUUGGCUCCCACGUCUCCUUCCUCCGUGCAGUCUUCUACGUGGUGGCCCAGCUCUUGGGGGCCGUGGCAGGGGCUGCCAUCCUGCAUGAGAUCACCCCAGCCGACUCGCGGGAAGGCUUGGCCAUCAACAAGCUGCAUAAUGAGACGACAACGGGGCAGGCGGUGACCGUCGAGCUCUUUCUCACCUUCCAGCUCGUCCUCUGCAUCUUUGCUUCCACUGAUGAACGCAGGGAGGACAACAUGGGGUCUCCUGCACUGUCUAUUGGCCUCUCUGUUGCCGUUGGACAUCUCCUUGGGAUCCGUUACACCGGUUGCUCUAUGAACCCAGCCAGAUCCUUUGCCCCAGCUGUAAUCGUUGGAGACUUCAGUGACCAUUGGGUUUUCUGGGUGGGCCCCCUGGUUGGGGCAGCGGCCGCGUCCAUCAUCUACAAUUACGUUCUCUUCCCACAAUCCAAAACCUUCUCGGAGAGGCUCGCCAUCUUCAAGGGCAUGGAGCCAGAGGAGGACUGGGCAGAGCGUGAGGCACGCCGGCGGCAAUCGGUGGAGCUGCACUCCCCACAAUCCCUGCCAAGAGGGAUAUCUGAGAAGGUUUUCUAGCUUUAGAGGAAAGCACCGUUAAAGCAAAGCCACCAGCGCAGCAGCAGGGAUGAGCACAUGCUGGAGUCCCACCUUCAAGUCCCCCUUGCAGGAGGCAGCGAGCGGUGGAGCUCAUUGCCCUUCUCGAGGCGCUGCAGAGAGGUGUUAUUACAGGCGUUUGCUGGGUGUGGAGGUUGCCACCCGAUGCCUCAUUGCUUUUGAACUCUGCUCACCCUUCUCCCACUUCUCGCUGCCCAGCUGUUUGCACACACACGGGAGCGCUGCUCCUUGCCACGCGGAUCUCACAACCUGCAAGUUUUGCUGCUGCGAGGAACCCAAGCACAUUUAUGACCCAUAGUGGAAUGCAAAUGCCCUUUGCUCUUGCAGAUUGGAAAAGUGUCCUCGGGUCCCCUCUGACCCCACUGGGGAGCUCUUGCAACUGCUCACUCUUGUGAUGAUGAGAAACCUCCUAAUUUUCUGCCCCAGAUAAUCCACAGCUUGGCUAUUCUUGGACCACUGCAGUCCCUCAGCUUCAGUGCUUCUUCUUUCUGCCUGGAUUUUGCUUUCUUUCCUCCAUUCCUGUGCCACCCUGAUUUCGGAUGAGUAAUACAAAGUAUUUCAGAUAUGAGGUUCUCUGACUCUUGCUUUCAUAGAUGAACCACACCAAUGGCUCUUGACCAUCCCAUCCUUUCAUCAGAACCUGGUUACAGCCACUAGAGUAGUCAAAGAAUUUGGGUUUGUCUUUGGGACAUGCCUUAGCUCUUUUAAGCAUUCAAUUUAAUCUCAUUUCUAUUACUCAGCCUCAAAGUUAUGCAUUUCCCGCAUGACGUCCUCGUGCUUCUUUCUGUUGACUAUACCUCCCUCUCACUGCACCGUCACAGAGCAUCACCACCUCAUUCGGGAUUCUUCUGCUGAGGUUAUUAAUGGAAGUAUUCAAUCAGAUGGGCUCCAAUUCCAAAUCCUAGAGAACAUUACUGAUUGUCUCCUCCUCCCCCUGUUUUGACAGGAACCACCAUCAAAUAAAUGAUGCUCUUCCUCUACCCGCUGUUCUCUACCUGUACCCAUCUCCUCCUCCUCUUGUGCCAGUGGUUCUAAUCCUCCACCUUGGUUGUUCAGUGAGAAAGGAACACUUGAAUACUAUUUCAAAAAUAGUUUGCUUGGCUUCUUAAAUAAAAUCUUUAUCUGUUCUUAGACUGAGCAGUGGGAAAUGAAAUCACAGAACCAUAGAAUCCUCAGAGUUGGAAGGGGCCACUAAAGGCCAUCCAGUCCAACUCCACUGCAGUGAACAGGGAUACCUGCAACUACAUCAGGUUGCCCAGGCCCUGGGCACUCAUCACUGAUCUCCAUUCAGACAUGGAGCCAUUGGCCACCACUCUCGAGACUCAAUCCUAUGAAGAGUCCACCCGUCAAAUCCAUCUCUUUUCAAUUUGGAGAGAAGGAUGUUGUGGGGUACCAUGUCAAAGGCCUCACUGAAGUCCAGAUAGAUUACAUCAGUGUCUCUUCCCUUGUCCAUUGAUGCAGUGACACCAUCAUAAAAGGCCACUAGGUUGGUCAAGCAGGAUUUGCCCUCGGUGAAGCCAUGCUAGCUCUCCUGUAUCACCUCCCUGUCUUCCAUGUACCUUAGCAUAGCCUCCAGGAGAAUCUGCUCCAAUAUGCAGAUUUUUGCUUCACAAAGCUCCUGGACUUUUCCUUUCUGGUUGAGGUGCCUGUAGAAGCCUUUCUUAUUCUUGUCAUCCCUUGGUUCAGUUCAAGCUGGGCCUUGGCCUUUCUGACCCCAUUCCUACACAGCCUAGCAGCUUCUUUAUGCUCUUCCCACAAUACCUAUCCCUAUUUCUACCACCUGUGCAUUUCUUCUUGCUCUCCUGUUUGACCAGCAGGUCCCCCUUCAGCCAUGCAGGUCUCUUGCCUUCCUUUCCUAACUUGCUGUACCUGGAGACAGAGAGCUCUUGAGUGCUGAGAAAAGCUUCCUUAAAGAUCUGCCACAUUUUCAUUCAAUCACGUUGCCAUUCAAGCAGAGUGUAAAGUCGUAAUAAAUCACCAAUUUUUCAUUUUUAAAAUUAGUAAUUAAAAUAUAGUUAAAAUUAUAUUUUUUGCUGCUGUUUGAAGGAAAAACAAUCAAUGUGCUCCAGGAAAACCCAAACACAUUUACCCAGAAUUUAUCCUGACCAUGAGCUUCUUUAGACAACACCAUACAGCUGAUUGAUGAUAUUUUUUUUCCUGCAAUGUUGAAGUUAAUUACAUGCCCUCAGAUCCAAGCAUUUAAGUUAUAUGUACUGUGACAAUGUUUAAGACACAUAAACUGCAAAGAGCCCUACAAAUGAGUUUUAGUGUCCAAUAACUUACUGUGUUCUUUCAAAUAAAGUGCUUCAAAUUCACUUCUACCCAA